This is a messenger RNA of Caenorhabditis elegans, 1381 nucleotides long. It is a transcript of the gene cey-1, whose product is annotated as CSD domain-containing protein. Gene Ontology annotation, molecular function: nucleic acid binding. NCBI's taxonomy places the organism in Eukaryota, Metazoa, Nematoda, Chromadorea, Rhabditida, Rhabditidae. The record is from RefSeq and is marked reviewed. The transcript is spliced from 3 exons. The coding region runs from base 80 to 706 and encodes 208 amino acids.
CGAGGGUUUCAAUCGUUGUGUCGCGCCACACGAAGUAACAGCCGGUAAGACCAGAGGAAGAACAGAAGCGCGCGGAACAAUGGCCGAGAAAAACGACGUGGCAGAGCAACCAGCUGACAAGCCAGUGAAGGCUACAAAAGUGAAGGGAACAGUGAAAUGGUUCAACGUUAAGAACGGAUACGGAUUCAUCAACCGCACUGACACCAACGAAGACAUCUUCGUCCAUCAGACCGCCAUCAUCAACAACAACCCGAACAAGUACUUGAGAAGUCUUGGAGACAAUGAAGAGGUCAUGUUCGACAUUGUCGAAGGAUCCAAGGGUCUCGAAGCGGCCAGCGUAACAGGACCAGAUGGAGGACCAGUUCAAGGAUCCAAGUAUGCUGCCGAUCGUGAUGCUGAAAAUGCAGCACGUGGACGUGGUGGACGCGGACGUGGACGACGUGGAGGACGUGGUGGAAUCCGACACGACUCUGGAUCAAGAGACGCCGAGGAAGGUGGUGCUCCACGUGGAGGUGGUCGUGGUGGAAGCCGUCGUGGUGGCGGUGGACGUGGUGGUGGCCGUACCAACAGUGGUGGAGAGGAGACUGCUCGUGACACAGAUGGCGGUGAACGCGGAGGACGUGGUGGUGGCCGUCGUGGAGGCCGUGGACGCGGUGGACGCGGUCGCGGAGGCCGUGGAGGACAAGGCGGACAGAGCGAGGCCUAAGUAAUUUUCCAGUAACCAGUAACACUCGUAGUAAUUAAGAGAGCAACUAGGUUUUUAUUUCAACCCCCAACUCCCCCAAUUCAUCUCGCCACACACACACCCACAACUUUGAACUUUCGCUAUAUUACAUUUUCCCUUAUUCUUUCUUCUUUCUUUUGUUUUCCUAACUCGUGAAUUAUUAUUGCAGUACAGUUACUUUAAGCUCCCCCUCUAAAACACGUCACAACCUGAAUCAUUCUCGUAAUUAAACCAUUCUCCUCCCAACAAAAAAAUAUAUAAUUCUACCUGUUUCGCUUUCGGAUUUCCAAAACUUUUCUUGUAACACCAUCAACACCGAAAAUCUCUGUAAUUCAACAAGCAAGCACCCACACACACACACCAGACCAACUGAUGACUUCCCAUCUUGUUUUUUUGUGUUGCUCUGUCUUUCUGAGAGUAUAUUGCUAACAGAAAAACGAGAAAGCAUAAUAUAUCUGUACCCUUUCCCCCUUUUUUGAGAGAAUCUUUAAUGUUCAAGUACCUCUUCGCCCUUCAUCUUGAAAUAGUUGAUAUACAUACAUUAAAUUUAUUUUCCAAAAACGAUUUCUAUUAUUGCUCUUGCUCUGCAUUUUGAAUUGACUCAAACAAAAAAAAAGCAAAAAAAAAUUAACUAAACAAAUAAAUUAAGUAUUAUUU